This is a messenger RNA of Glossina fuscipes, 818 nucleotides long. RefSeq names its product protein suppressor of hairy wing-like. The transcript has 3 exons. The record is from RefSeq and is a predicted model, not a curated record. The coding region runs from base 138 to 404 and encodes 88 amino acids. NCBI's taxonomy places the organism in Eukaryota, Metazoa, Arthropoda, Insecta, Diptera, Glossinidae.
AUAAUUGGAAAUAACUAGAAUGUAAUUGGAAAGUAAAUUUACAUUUUUUACCUUAUUUCAUUUCAGAGUUUUCCUAAAGAAUUUGAGCAUUGCUUGGGAAUGGCUGCAUGUAAUGACCGCUGCGUCAUAUCGAUUGAAUGGCUGCUGCCAUUGCUGAUAAUGAUGAAUCAACAACGUUUGCUGAAGAGGACGAAGAGCUAAGCGAAGAUGAUUAUAAACUCAAAGAUAAUGUUUAUAAAUUACUCGACAUGUUAGUGGAUAAUGUUACAUUAAAAAAAUUCGGUUGGCCUGAAACUAAAGAGGAGAAAGUCCUAUGCAAGGUCAAUAAAAAUUGUGGUCACGAUUUAUCAAAAGAUCCUUACAAUUAUCAGGAGUGGGAUUACGACAACAUAAAAAUCACUUGAACCAUUGAAAGGAGUAGUCUACCACACCCGUACAACGCAACAUUUGAUCAACAGAAUGGGCAAGGUCUCGAACUCCACACACUACCAAUCUACAAAAAGGCUCCAAAGGUUGGAGAAAUUCUCGAAUGCCUGCAAAAAAAGGAGAAGGAAUUCCAAGUGUCGUGGAAGAUCUCCCAUAAUCAGAACAACCAAAUACGUUGACAUCCAUAAUCAAAAGAUGACCAUUCCUACCACACAACGGAUAUAUUUGCAAAUAUCAGCAACAUAUUCCAUAAUGUAAUGACAGAUGUACAGCGUAAUCUCCGAUUAGUGAACAAACCAAGGCCCACACAGCCAACGCCAUGAGCUUCCGAGAACUUGAGCACAACUACUUAUUGAGAAAAUAUGACAUUUGAAGCCCAAUUUUAUAAAAGA